Hipposideros armiger (great roundleaf bat) is the source of this 2712-nucleotide messenger RNA. It is a transcript of the gene ELMOD3, whose product is annotated as ELMO domain containing 3. The transcript has 13 exons. Lineage: Eukaryota; Metazoa; Chordata; Mammalia; Chiroptera; Hipposideridae. The record is from RefSeq and is a predicted model, not a curated record. The coding region runs from base 717 to 1865 and encodes 382 amino acids.
UCCGGAACCCCCACCCAUCCCUGGCUGGCUGGCUGGCUGGCUCUCUUGUUGGAUGGAGAGCUCUUGAGAUCUGCGCAUCGCAGCCGGCGAACGUCCGGCCCCCCAACACUGGCCGAUCAUUUUGGGCGCGGCGUCCCCUCUGGGAUGGCGUUGCCUGCUGGCGCUCCCAGGCCUCUGGCUGGGUCCCCAUGGCACCUCCCUCCGUGGAGGCCAUGAAGGGGACGGGGAGCCGCGCAGCGACAAACCUGAUGAAAAGAUCAGAGAAGAGCUGUCAUACCUAUGUGCGCGUUUGUAUUUAAGAUAGUAACUGUCCCCUUUGAAGCCCCCAGCAGUGCUCCAGCCAGAACGGGGGCGCUGGCAGGUGUGUGAAGCUGCUCAUGCUUCUACGCUGCUUGAUUCACUUCAUGCACAGUAACAGAAGAGCCUUCCUGAGAUUACUGUUACCAUACCUGCCUGUCACCUUCUCAAGGUCGGCCGAUGUGGCCGAGGCUUCGGAGACCUCAGAGACUUGUUUCAAUACUCACAGAAACCUCCUACACCCUGGUGAUGGCACAUAGGGACUGUUUUCUUGCUCUAAGUUUGAAUAACUGCCAAGAAGGAAGGCAAAGGUAGAACAGUUGGAUCUCUGGCUCUCCCCAUAGCUUCUAAUCUCAGACUUUAUGAAACUCCUUUCUGAGCCCAAGGACAAAGCUCACUUGAACAAAUGGUUUUGAGUCAUGAAUGAAAAAUCUUGCUCUUUCCAUAAUGAGAAAGAAUUAAGGGAUGGACAGGUUGAAAGUGUGUCUGCUGGGUCCUCUCCACCAUGUGACAAGGACAACAGUGCUCUCCUGGCUUUCAGAGGUAUUCCUAUCUCAGCGCUGAAGAACUGCAGCGUCCUCCGGGCCCUGACAGCGGAAGCCAAUGGAUGGGUGCCAGGUGUUGUGAGCACAGAGGUGCUCAGAACCCAAGAAGAAUGGGAAGCCGUGGACAACAUCCAGCCAGAGACAGGGAGCCAGGCCAGCUCAGACCAGCCUGGGCAGCUAAUCUCCUUCAGCGAGGCCCUGCAGCAUUUCCAGACUGUGGACCUCUCUUCCUUCAAGAAAAGAAUCCAGCCAACAAUUCGAAGGACUGGACUGGCUGCCCUGCGGCACUGCCUCUUCGGGCCUCCAAAGCUCCACCAGGGCCUCCGUGAAGAAAGGGACUUGGUCCUGACCAUUGCUCAGUGUGGCCUGGAUAGCCGAGAUCCAGUGCAUGGCCGAGUCCUCCAGACCAUCUAUAAGAAGCUGACUGGCUCCAAAUUUGACUGUGCCCUGCAUGGAGAUCACUGGGAAGAUCUGGGCUUCCAGGGAGCGAACCCAGCCACAGACCUAAGAGGAGCAGGCUUCCUUGCCCUCCUGCAUCUGCUGUACCUGGUGAUGGACUCAAACACCUUGCUGAUGGCCCAGGAGAUUUUCCGCCUGUCUCGUCACCAUAUCCAGCAAUUCCCCUUCUGUUUGAUGUCCGUGAAUAUCACCCGCAUUGCAAUCCAGGCCUUAAGGGAGGAGUGUCUCUCCAGGGAGUGUAACCGGCAGCAGAGAGUGAUCCCCGUGGUGAACAGCUUCUAUGCCGCCACCUUCCUCCACCUUGCGCAUGUCUGGAGGACGCAGCAGAAGACCAUCUCAGACUCCGGCUUUGUCCUCAAAGACUUGGAAGUGUUGGCCAAGAAGAGCCCAAGGCGGCUGCUCAAGACCCUGGAGACCUACUUGGCCGGAGUAUCAAAGCGACAGGCCUCCCUGUUGGGAGCACAGAAGUGCUGUGGGCCACAAGCCCCUCACUCCAAGGACCUCACUUUCACAGGCGUGUGUGACCUGCUACCAGACUCAUCCGAAGGCACAUGGCUGAGCUGAUCACCCCCAGAGGCUGACGGAUAGAAAGACUUACCUGCUGGGCCACAGGGGGUUUUGGAGGGCGCAUGGCGAACCAUGUCAGGAUCAGCCUGGCUGAGCCAAGCCCCUUCCCAUCUCAGCAGAAAGGAUGGAGGAAGCUCCUGGGCCUGCGCGGGGAAGCCUCAUCCUCAUGAGACAUCAGGUGCAGUUAGACUUGACCCACUCCCCACAGACCUGCUUCCAGAACAAGAACUUGGCUGUAAUCCUGGUUGGGCUACAGCUUACCGAGUUGGGUUCCAGGUCAUCUCAAUGAGUGAAUGGCUUCAAUGAGUGGGAGGAGCCCCAUCUGGAUGUCCCAGGUGUCCCCACAUUGAAGGACAUUCCCAAGUAGAGACACCAGAGUUCUGCCUCCUGGGCAGCAGGCCUGUCAGGCCCCUGGUGGUCGUAGGACAGGAACCAGACAGGGACAUAUAGUAGCUAGAAUGUGAAGGGAGAAGAUAGUGGUGGCAGCAGCCAUGGGGGAGGGGAGGACAGCAUGAACCAGAGCAAGCUGCCCGGGUCUGCAGCUGGGCCUGCCUUACUCUGUCUGCUCCCUCCACCAGGCCAGUAUCAGGGCCCCUCUGGGGUUUCUGGCCUUGCACUUACCCCACUCCCCUCUCCCCAUCCCUCCUCCCUGCUGCUUAAGACACAGAACAGGGCCUUGGGGCCUUCCGUGAGGUAUCUCCAUUGCUGUCCAUCCUAAUUGCCCACCAGGUGCACUUCCCCCAUGGAAGCUGUGCAGCUCCCAUCAGGGAUGGUUUCCUAGCCUGGUGGAGGGAAGGAGGAAAUUCAUACACCAGCAGUUUUUGAAUAAAAGAAUUGUUCUGGG